Saitoella complicata NRRL Y-17804 is the source of this 1069-nucleotide messenger RNA. Its product is annotated as DUF887 family protein. The record is from RefSeq and is a predicted model, not a curated record. Lineage: Eukaryota; Fungi; Ascomycota; Saitoellomycetes; Saitoellales; Saitoellaceae. The coding region runs from base 51 to 905 and encodes 284 amino acids. Gene Ontology annotation, biological process: lipid homeostasis. The transcript is spliced from 3 exons. Gene Ontology annotation, cellular component: membrane; endoplasmic reticulum.
UUGCGACCCUGAGAAAAACAGGUCUUCACGGAUUGCUCAAUCAACCAACCAUGAAACCCUUCUUCCCUCCACCUCCUUCCGAAUGGCGAGUCCUGGUUGAGCCUUACGUCCGCGCCAUCAACCUCCCCGCCCUCGCUGCCCACUUCCACGUCCUCCUCGGCUCCGCCCUCUUUUACCAGACGAUCUUCCUCCUCUCCCCAUUCAUCUCCAAGAUCUUCGCGGCAAGAUCAUACGGCAAAUUGAAGACAAGAGGAAAGAUUAAUUGGAAUAUCCAUGUCGUGUCCCAGGUGCAAUGUAUCAUCAUCUGUAUCUUUGCCGCGAUCACGUUGAUCUAUGACGAUGAUUUGAAGAAGGAUAAGUUGACUGCAUACAGUCCCUUCGGGGCGGAUGUCUAUGCCAUGGCUUGUGGAUACUUUUUGUGGGAUUCCUACGUCUCAAUCCGCUACAUCAACCUCUUCGGCCCCGGUUUCGCCGUCCACGGACUCGCCUCCCUCUUCGUCUUCCUCUUCUCCUUCCGCCCCUUCGCAAUGUACUACGGCCCUGCCUUCCUCUUCUUCGAACUCUCGACGCCCUUCCUCAAUAUCCACUACUUCCUCGAUAAAUGCGACAUGACCGGAUCUUUCGCACAGAUGAUUAACGGCGUUAUGCUCAUGACGACUUUCUUUUCUGUUAGGAUUGUGUGGGGGUGGUAUGCUGCUUACCAGUAUUUCGCCGACAUCUUCUCGAGAAUGGAUGUUGUUCCGGGGUGGUUGGCGUACACUUACCUCGCUGCUAACGCGUCUUUGAACUUCUUGAACGUGUAUUGGUUCAGCAAGAUGAUCGACGCUCUUCGUCGUAGGAGCAAGGGCGAGAAGAAGGCUCCUGUACAGGAGGCCGGUAACGUCGAGGGACACAAGAUGGAAUAGAAGGAACACGAUGUCAAUACCAUAGGGUACAAUAACACUAGAACACGGAGUACGGAGUAUGCUUCUUGUUUGGAGGGGUUGAACGAAUUGUAGUGCUUGAACCAGCAAAGCCUGAAUUGAACGAUAGUGCCCCAAAUAUUACCCACCCCUUUAAAAUACCGCAA